Molecule: messenger RNA, 1001 nt
Organism: Saccostrea echinata
Lineage: Eukaryota; Metazoa; Mollusca; Bivalvia; Ostreida; Ostreidae
Exons: 5
Coding region: 89-745 (218 amino acids)
Cellular component (GO): extracellular region
Molecular function (GO): peptidase inhibitor activity
Source: RefSeq, a predicted model, not a curated record
GUAGUGUUCUCGGGUACAUUUGUUUCGCCUGACUAGUUAUUGGGAAUUUAAUCUCGUUAUUCCACCAUAAUGUAAAAAAACAAGUAAGAUGAAGGCUGUCAGAUAUCUAAAAAUCAGUUGUCUGCUUUGUAUAAUAUGGAUAGGAUAUGGAGAAGCGGACCAUUUAAAGAAACCAGGCACAUGCCCUGCUAUUUCGCCUUCCAUGACCGGAAGUUGUACAAAUUACUAUUGUACAUCAGACUAUGACUGCGUGGGAGAGGAGAAGUGCUGUAGCGAUGACUGUGCUACCUAUAGCUGUCAAAAACCGGUGACUAAUGAGGCACAUAUCAAAGGAGCCGAGUGCCCACAGGUCUCUUAUCGGACAGACAGCUUUGGGUUCAAAUGGCCGAUGACGUCAUACAUUUACUGCUCUACGGGAUGUUGUGGUGUCAGGAAUAAUCACUUCUGCUGUGAAACCAAGCAUCACAUUGGUAUUUAUGUCGGGAUCGCUGCAGCCACCGUGGUGUUGGUCGUAUUGAUCGUCUCAAUCUCAUGUUGCUGCAUCCAUAAAUACAACAAAAAGAAUGUCAUCGUCGGAGUCAGUCCAGAUUCGCACAAUCAAAUGUUUGCAGCUCAAAGGACACAAUAUCAGUGGCCAACGGCUCCUCCUCUGUAUGAGCAGGCCAUUUCUACAAGAAAUCAAGCACCUGCUGCCAAUGUUAGCUAUUCCAGAACUAGUGGUGUUUUGUUUGACAGUAAGAACUAAUAAAAUACAACUCCGGUAUAUAAUUUUUUUUAUGUAAAUAUUUUGUAAAUUAUACAAUUAGUUAUUUUCAAGUAACUAAUAAAUCAUUAAAUAUAUUUUGUAAAAUCCAUGUUAAUGUACCGGAAUUCGAAUCUUUUUCUGAUAAGAGAUGCAAUACUUAUAUAUAAUUGCUAUCUAUGCAUUCAAAGAUUUUUUAAAUCCCGAAAUGUAUUUUUGGAAAUUGAAAAAGUUCUAUAACCAUUGACAUUUUAUCUUA